GAACUUGGGAGUAAGAUGGCGGUGGCCGCGGUUUCCGGUCGAUCGGGGCCGCUCACGGGGCCUCCCAUCCCGGCCGCUCUCACACCCACGCUCCGAGAGGCGCUGCUCAAGGUCCUGGAGAACAGGCCCGAGGAUCCCGUUUGUUUCCUGAGCGAAUACUUCGAGAACCUGGCGGCGGCUUCGGAGGGAGCGACCGAGAAACCCGCCCCGAAACAGCAGCAGGAGCUGGUCUCGAGAGCCUUGAGGCAGCUGUUGCUUUGUCACUACAGCCGACCAGCCUUCAGCAGGAAUCUAGCUUCAGCCUUCCAGAUCCUCAGCUCCCCCAUUGGUAAGAAGAAGAAAGCUGGCCUGAAAGGUAGAACCUACACUGAGCUCUUGAGACAGAUCUGUGCAGGGGCCCAGCUCUCAUCCUGCUCCCUGAUCCACAAGCUGCAGUGUUGGGAUCACGAAGCUGUUCCUUUUGGCGUCUUCAGACAUGGGGUGUUGACCUGCCUGAUCUUCAUGGAGUUUGUGAAGAUUUCUGGCAGAUUGUUUGAUGUGGUGGCUGACUCUGAUGAAGCUGAUCAGACUGUGUGUCAUGUUCUGCUCGAAGCUUUGAAAGAUGCAGUGAGCAUCGGAGACUCUUCCAGUUCUGUUGGCUACCUGGAUGCUGGCUCCAAGUUAGCCCCAGAUCAGCUCGGGAUGGCCAUGGAAAGAGCAGUGAGGCUACGGAAAAAAGAAUCGAUCACAUCAAUAAACAAGGAAGAGUUUGUCCUGCUCACUGCUCCUCUCUUCAUUGAGAAAGUAAAACCCAUCAGUUGACUAUCAGUGUACAAAAACAGGCAGUAAAUGUACUGAGCACAGAUGCAACCUGACUUGGUCCCUGGAGUUCCUGCUCAUUGGGUGAUUUGUUGUACUGUUACCUAUUUAAACAAUGCAUUGUCAGUGAUGCAGACUGCACUGAGGCAAGUUCCCUCAAAACCCCACCCAGCCAAUGCGCCCAUUGAAUCGUUGAUCUCUUUGCACUGUGUUUCUGAUACAUGAAGAAUAUUUUGGGUUCUGCAUUGUCUGUGCUGCUUAGUCUGUUACCUCUCCCACCUCCCACCAGCCAGGGAAAGUCUGGGUCUUAAUGCCAAUGCAACGGUGUAUCCUUGUCCCAGACUUCACACUGUUCUUGUCUUGACAAUUUGAGGCAUACACAUUUGAGACAACACAUCCAACUGUAGGGAUUGUUUUCACCAACUCCCUUCAACAGGCAGUGGGAAGAUUGACUGAUUUUGUUGUACUGCUUCCCAUCUCGGGGGGACAGUCCUUACUUGUGCUAUUAGGAUUCUUGCAGGACAGUGUCAACAUUUGAAACUGAGUCUAUACGACAUAGUGAGCUGCUGCUUCUCAGUAUUCAUGGAGUAUUUAUGUGUUAUUGACCAUUGUUGACACCUGGUUCAUUUCUGUUUUGUAAUAUUGGCUUUCACAUAAUUAGAUAUAGCACUCUGUGCUGUACUAAACAGUCAAAUUAAACAUAACCCAAUCCA
Molecule: messenger RNA, 1511 nt
Organism: Rhincodon typus (whale shark)
Lineage: Eukaryota; Metazoa; Chordata; Chondrichthyes; Orectolobiformes; Rhincodontidae
Gene: tpgs1
Product: tubulin polyglutamylase complex subunit 1
Exons: 2
Coding region: 16-801 (261 amino acids)
Biological process (GO): protein polyglutamylation
Molecular function (GO): microtubule binding
Source: RefSeq, a predicted model, not a curated record